AUGGCGGCGGCGGUCUCGGCUUCCACAACUGCUCUCCCUCCUUCCUCACCAACCACCCGCCCGUCGCCUCCACAAAUUCUCGAGAUCGCCCCCCGUCCGUUCGCGAUUGCAUCUGCCCCCGAUGGAGAGCCCUCCACCGCCGCCCUCGCCGAACCUCGCCCAACCGAGAACUCCUCCCACUCGCACGAGCCAAGACAAAACUGCGACGCUCUCCUCCUCGUUGCGCCGCCGCAUGGGCCGCGAGAGGAGGCGCCGGGGGUUGGGUCCCCGGAGAGAGGUGGCGACGGGUCCUCUUCCUCGCGUUGGUGUCCAUCUCCUUCCUCGUCUCCCUCAUCCUCCUCUUCCUCUCCGCCCCGCACCUCCGCUUCCCGGGCCCAACCCCGUCCUCCUCCUCCGCGGCCACCGCCGUCCGGCGCGGGCCUGACGCGCCGUCCUACCUCGCGUACCUCCUCACCGGCGCCCGCGACGACGGGCGGAGACUCUUCAGGCUCCUCCUCGCGGUCUACCACCCACGCAAUCGCUACGUGCUCCACCUCUCCACCGACGCGCCCGACGACGAGCGUCGGAGCCUCGCCGCCGGGGUUGCGGCCGCCGCCCUGCCGUGGACACGUUCGGGAAUGUCGCCGUCGUCGGCAUCCUCACCGCGGGGACGCUCAUGGGAUCCUCCGGGUUCGCUGGCACGCUCUAACUAAUAUACUUUUUUCUUCAGGAACAACUGGGGAGCUAAAAGCUAUACCAUGGACACAACUUUCUCCCAUGAGAUGUGCAGCUGAUACGUGGGCCCAUUUGGAUGUUCGCCCGCAGGACAUAGGUUACUGGCCUACUAAUCUGGGCUGGGCUAUGGGACCUCUAAUCCUGUACGCAUGCUUUCUAAGUGGUGCAACUUCGGCUUUAUACCAUGGAUCUCCCCUUGGUCGUGGUUCCUGCAAAUUUGUACAUGUGUGUUUGGCAUACGUGCACCUUCACUUGCUUUCAUCUGCUAAAAAGAUUUAUCCUUGUUACUUGCAAAUAGUUAGUUCUGUUGGUUUUGAGUUCCAUUAUGUUAUGGUACAUUAG
Messenger RNA from Phragmites australis (common reed), 1056 nucleotides. RefSeq names its product actin-binding protein wsp1-like. The record is from RefSeq and is a predicted model, not a curated record. Bases 1 to 1056 code for a protein of 351 amino acids. Lineage: Eukaryota; Viridiplantae; Streptophyta; Magnoliopsida; Poales; Poaceae. The transcript is spliced from 4 exons.